This is a messenger RNA of Polychytrium aggregatum, 920 nucleotides long. RefSeq names its product phosphoesterase. Lineage: Eukaryota; Fungi; Chytridiomycota; Chytridiomycetes; Polychytriales. Gene Ontology annotation, biological process: phospholipid catabolic process. Gene Ontology annotation, molecular function: hydrolase activity, acting on ester bonds. The transcript is spliced from 5 exons. The coding region runs from base 13 to 744 and encodes 243 amino acids. The record is from RefSeq and is a predicted model, not a curated record.
UUUGAUCGCAUCAUGAUCAUCUUGCUCGAAAACCAAGAUUACUCUGCCGCUGUGGCUGCCUCGUACAUGUCCAGCCUUCUGCAGUCCGGCACCCUGCUCAGCAAUUAUCUGGCUAUCACCCACCCCUCCCAGCCCAACUACAUCGCCUUGGUCUCUGGUAGCACCAACGGCGUGACCAGCGACUCUAGUGUCAAUCUGAAUGUCAAGAACAUUGCCGAUCUGCUCGAAGCAAAGGGUCUUACCUGGAAGAACUAUGCCGAGGUAGGCGGCUGCUUCACCGGCAGCACUUCCGGCAAAUAUGCCCGCAAGCACGUUCCCUUCCUGUCCUUCACCGAUAUCUCGACCAGCUCCCGCUGCGACAACAUUGUGACGUCCGACCAGCUUGCUGCCGAUGAAGCUAGCGGCAACCUCCCGAACCUGAUGUUCUACACCCCUGACCUCAACAACGAUGGUCAUGAUACUGGUGUUACCUAUGCCGACAACUGGCUCCAGUCCUUCCUGCCCUCUCGCCUGAGCAACCCUGUCCACGCCAACACCCUCUUCUUUGUCACCUUUGACGAGUCUGAGAACUACAACAACAACAACCAGGUCUACAGCAUCCUUCUUGGCAAGGGCGCCCGACCCGGUGUCGACGAUAGCACCUCCUACAACCACUACUCGUUCCUGGCCACUGUCGAGGACAAUUUCGGUCUGGGCAACCUCGGCCAGAACGAUGCCUCUGCUGCUGCUUUUACCCUGGUCUAGUUCGUCCAUGGCCUGCGACCGUGGGCACCUCUCGAAUCCCGACGGCGUCGUCUCUAUGAUUACUAUAGUGCAUUCAGAAAAAAACGGGACACCACAGCCGCUUCCAUGAACAUGUAGUAUGUGAUGGCAUGCGUCUAGCAAAGCCAUAAGAAAUAAAUCGAAUCACUUUGGCAGCC